UACAUGUUAUAAGUGGGAUUCGCAGUGAAAGUAAAAGUUAGUCACAGAACUGCUGUGGCAACAGGUCGUAGCGCAGUGAGGACGGCCUCACCGGUCGUGGCUUACUUUGCAAACAUGUUUUAGAUCUCCACAGAGCUGUCAGAUGGAUCUGGGUUCCCUCUUAUUCUCUCUCUGCAUUAUGAUGAUCUGUCUGCUCGGAGCUGCGCGCUGCUCCAGCCACGACCAAAUCAAAUGCUGCCCAGAAAUUCUUCAAUUGCCUCAAACUGAACCUCCACCAGUGAACUGCUUACCAAUUAACAGCACUUUUCGCUACAAGUGUAUAGAAGGUUACCUGAGGAAAGUCGGAACCUCAAAUCUCAUCAGAUGCAAGCAAAUUAAGAAUGCGUCCCCAGAGUGGUCAAAACCCUCACUCAAGUGCAUACCUGACCCAAUGAGAACCACAACACAGCCACCAAAGACCACAGUAACAAAGGGUCACACUGAAAUUCCCCAUGACUCCAUUGUUACCACCACAGUCACAAUGGCCUCCAUCAGCCCAAAGAUAACCCAGAGUAUAAGCACCUCAGCUUCAGUGACUGCAGAAACAUACAGCACAAAGCCAACCUCAACUGUCCAACAGGACCCUACAAGUCACUCGCAGGCAGCAGCAGUCUCCAUCAGCCCAAAGAUGACCCGGGGGAUAAGGAUUUCCGCUUCAGUGACUGCAGAAACAGACAGCACAAAGCCAACCUCAUUGCCAUCCUCAUCAACGGCGGGGAUCGCAGGUGGCUCACUGGUGAUCUUCUGUGCUUUAAUCGGAAUCAGCUUCUUGUGUUAUAGAAGUCGGAGGUCAAAAAACAACUUCCCACCGCAUGCAGCAGAAGAACAGUUCCCCAUGAAUCAUGAUCCAUCUGCACUGGUGUCGUAGACUUUGUUCCCUGUGACCUGCCACUGGAGCUGAAGGAAUGAGGAAUGGGUCACUACUUCCACAGAUUGUGUGAUUGCCUCUAUCUGGCAACCCAUUUGAUGUUCUGUGAACAUUACCAGAAAACAUAAUGGCUGGCCUGAUGUGACAUUUGUUGUUUGCACAUUUCCAAGAAUUUGAACUUACAACCUUUUUCUGAGCAGAUCGCAACGCUUGUACCCAAAUAUUUGAACUGCACAUAAGGAACUUGAAGUUUGAACAACCCUUCACCUGGUGCCACAACAGGUGGUGCUUUUUUUGAAGUAUGGUGAUAUUCUAUAUUUUUCUUAUCGUCAUCAAAUCCUAUGAAAAUACCAAAACCAACAAUGAAUUAAUCAUUCCAACAAGAAUUGCCUGUUUAGCCAAAUUCAAUAUAUAUCUCAUAGCUCUAUUGUCUAAAAACUAUUUAAAGAACAUCAAUGGGCCUCACCUUUACCCUGGGUGACCUGUUCCUUCAUCACAAUGAACAUGGAUACUGUAGUUUAUAUGAGCCGGCAAAAGAUUCAAGUACACCAUUUAAUUACAUUUGUCAGAGGCGUAACUAAAAAAAAAAAAGAACAAACUCUGAACAAAAAAACAAAAAUAAAUAUUGUUUGCAGCAACUUCUUUUAUUCUUCAGCAUGGCAUUUAUGAUUUUUGGAAGGUCAGCAGGCUAGCUAAGUACCUACUUAAAGAGCCAAAGGCUAGUAUGACUAGUUGUAAACUAAGCUAGGCUAAUUAGCAAACAUACAGUGCAUCCGGAAAGUAUUCACAGCGCUUCACUUUUUCCACAUUUUUUUAUGUUACAAAAUCUGUUAGCAGCUGGUACUGAGCCAGAGGCACUGACUAAUGUCAAUACUUACGUGUGUCCAACCAAAAUCCAAAAACGCAUUUUGUCACUUCACCCCAUUAACGGGGUCAGGUAGUUUUAUCUUAUCUCCUGAGAUUUUAAGAUAUCCGGCUCUGAAACUUUUGCCGCCAUUUCAGUACAAUCGGGAUGAAUGGGAUUUUGUUUGUGCUGCUGAAAGCACUAAAAGAAAUACAUUUGAAAAACUCAACAGCAAGGUGUCUUUCCAAAUACAAUGUCUCGGGUAACCAGGGUAGACCCUGGAUGACCAGCUCUCCCACCAGAGCUACUUCCUUGAAUCUAACUCCAACAGACAGCUGUUGCAACAGGUGGUCAUUAUGUUGUAAUGGUUUAAUGAAAAACACCAGUUCAUGUUGUUCAGGCCUCUGGCCAGAAUUUAAUCACCAUGGUGUAAAACUACGCAGUCUAAAAAUACUGGAAUAAGUGUAGAAAAAUGUUGUUAAUUAUAGAAAAGAAAAUGUCCCCAGCUUGUUGAAAACCCCCAAAUUCUAAAAAAAACCUUCCUUGAUAUUUUGUUAUCAGCUAUAACUGCUCAGCAGUGGAUGUUGGUGAGAAGAACCACCCCCGUCAGUGGUUAGAGCAAUGUCUUGACGUCAAUCUCCAAACGAAAUACUUUAACAAUUUAGAUACUGGCCAUGAUUACAGUAGCAUAAUGGAUGUUCAUGCAAAAGGAAGUUAACACCCACUUCCCCUGAUAACUGAUAAAAGGGCUGCAUUUAUAUCAAUCCAUUUUAUUUUGUGUAUGUAACACUUUUUUAGCCUACUGACCGCUCAAAGUAUUUUGCAACACAUGCCAACAUUCAUACACGGGUGCAUACAAGGUGCCAACCUGCUCUUCAGGAGCAGUUAGGGGUUUAGUGUCUUGUUCAAGGACACUUCCGAUUACUAGACACUAGCCACUUUACCUCCUGAGCCGUGCCGCCCCUGUCUAAAUUUAAAUGAGUCACUUAGUUUGUUGUGGAUAGUGUCUCACAAAUGGAAUCUUCCUCUUUAUGAAUUCGUCUCCCCAUGAUGUAAAGUAUAAACCCUGUUAGCAAUUCUUGGCUUUUAGCAACUAGCUGUAUUCAGCAUAGAUACGAUGUAUGACACAAGUAAAGCUUUUAUAUGAGGUGUUUCAAUGUAUUAUAAAUCACUGUUACUAAAAUAUAUAUCAUUUCCAGACAUGUCAGAUAUGUAUGGACAAUUGUAUAUUUAAUAGUUGUUUUUUUAAUUCAAGCAUGUUUUGUUUUUUAUCAGUGUUGUUAUGCAUGCCUACUUGUGAAUUUCAGUGUUUUCCCAGUUUUAUAAUGGUCAUCCCUCUUGUCUUAUUCCAGUAUUUCUUGUUGCUCUCCACUGUCCACCUUUGUAUGAGAAUUAAAAAUAUUCUGAAGCAUUCAAGUGAAAA
Molecule: messenger RNA, 3174 nt
Organism: Siniperca chuatsi (mandarin fish)
Lineage: Eukaryota; Metazoa; Chordata; Actinopteri; Centrarchiformes; Sinipercidae
Gene: il15ra
Product: interleukin 15 receptor subunit alpha
Exons: 8
Coding region: 143-907 (254 amino acids)
Biological process (GO): interleukin-15-mediated signaling pathway
Cellular component (GO): plasma membrane
Molecular function (GO): interleukin-15 receptor activity
Source: RefSeq, a predicted model, not a curated record